This is a messenger RNA of Linnemannia hyalina, 786 nucleotides long. Lineage: Eukaryota; Fungi; Mortierellomycota; Mortierellomycetes; Mortierellales; Mortierellaceae. The record is from the annotation of a GenBank genome assembly.
AUGGUUCCAUCAAUCAUCUAUGCAAAGGCACCUAUUCGAGUCGCCCUCCUCGUCUGCGGAACACCUAUCCCUGCUGUUGCUGAGCCCUACGGAGAGUACCCCGCCAUCUUCAACAACCUUCUCCAGGACGGUUUGAAGGAACUCAAGGAGAGAAAAACCGUUGGCCCCGACACAGAGUUGGUUCUAGAGGAUUUCGAUGUCCGCGAGGACAAAUACCCUGAGCAUCUCUCUGACUAUGAUGGAAUCUUGAUCACUGGCAGUGCGUCGAAUGCAUAUGACGACUUGCCCUGGAUCAACAAGCUGGUGGACUAUGUCGCAAACUUCCCUAGGGACAAAGGGGCACCCAAGAUUGUUGGAGUUUGCUUUGGACACCAGAUCAUAGGGAGAGCCUUCAAAGCCAAUGUCGGCAAGAGCACCCGCGGAUGGGAGUUGGGCUGGACUUCGACUGACUUCACUGAGGAGGGCAAGAAGUUCUGGAAGGAAGAUUCUAUGAGGAUUCAAGAGCUUCAUCAGGAUGUGGUGCAUGAUGUGCCUGCAGGCUUCACACUGUUGGCGUCGACGGCACAUACGACGAACCAGUCGAUGAUCUCCGAGGACGGCAGGAUUGUGACCCUCCAGGGCCACCCCGAAUUCACUGGUCCUAUUAUGAGAGAAUUUAUCAGGGCCCGGACUGCUAAUGGUACGUUUAGCAAGGAGCUAUAUGAGGCGUCGAUGAAGGUUGUCGAUAACACCUUGGACCGUGCCACUGUUGCCGCUCGCAUCGUUGACUUUUUCCGCAAGGCGUAG